AUGUCAAUGGAUAAAACCCUUGGUUCUCCCAAAGAUUCAACUUCAGUAAACACCAUCGAAAAUGUGGAUUUACAAUCACAAGCUGAUGAAAUCUUCUACCAUGAUUCUCGAUUAUCCCUGUCUUUGAGUUCCCGAUUGAUUCUGAUGAUUUCCUUGGUGGGUGUUAUUGGAACUGGUCUAUUCUUAAGUUCCGGAGGAACAUUAGCAACUGCAGGCCCAUUAGGAAUGAUAAUUUCUUACAUCUUUGUUGCCACGGUCAUUGGCGCAAACCAAAUUGCUGUUACCGAAGUCACUUGUUUGAUGCCCAUCACCAGUGGCUAUAUCAGACACGCAGAACACUUUGUUGACCAUUCUCUUGGAUUCGCAAUGGGAAUCUGUAAUAUCUACCUGGCAGUAAUCCCAACCGAAUUAUCAGCCGUCGCUCUUAUCAUGACAUACUGGUCAGACUUAAGUCCUGCAGUGUUUGUUACUAUAUUUGGAAUCGUCAUAGUCGUCAUCAACUCAUACAACGUCAGAUGGUACGGAGAAAUCGAGUUUUGUUUUGGGGUUUUGAAAAUACUUUUGGUCAUUUGUUUAAUUAUUGUUGGAUUGGUUAUAGACUUGGGCGGCGCCCCCAACCACGAACGUCUUGGAUUCCGGUACUGGAAAGACCCUGGCCCAUUUUCAGAAAGAUACGCUACUGGUGCAUUAGGAAGAUUCUUAGGGAUCUGGAAAAGCGUUGGAACGGCAGUGUACACAUUUUCAGGGAUCCAAUCGGUUUGUCUUCUUGCUGGAGAAUCGGAAUACCCACGAAGAGCUAUUUAUCGUGCUGCCAAAAGAGUGUUUUAUCGAAUUGCCAUCCUCUAUUUCACAACCGUAUUGGUUUUAUCAAUGAUUGUUUCUCACACCGAUCCAGCAAUCAGUAAACCCGAUGGCACUGCCAGAGGCUCAGCAUUUGUUGUCGCAAUACAACGGUCAGGAAUCAAAGUGUUGCCACACAUCGUUAAUGCAGUGGUCUUGACAUCUGCAUUAUCUGCAGCAAAUUUGGAUAUUAUUCGAUCAAGUAGAAUUAUCUAUGCCCUUGCUAGCAAACGCCAACUCCCAAAAAUAUUCCUCAAAGUCAAUAACUAUGGCUUACCAUAUGUUGCAGUGGCAUUCUGUUGUUCAUUCUUACCCUUGGCAUACAUGACCGCGAAUGCCACCCUGGCAGCAGUUUUCAGCUGGUUUCAAAACAUCACAUCCUCAUGCACUUUGCUCAACUGGAGUAUCAUCUCCAUAAAUCACAUAAGCAUGAGCAGAGCAUUGCGGGCUCAAGGUUAUACAAGAGAUGAUUUACCUUAUAAAUUUGCUGGAGGGGAAUUUGCCGCUUAUUAUUCAUUGUUUUUCGCCAUCAUUUUCUUGCUAACUGGCGGGUUCCCAGUGUUUAUUAAAGGAUAUUGGCAGUUUUCCACCUUUUUCAGUUCUUAUUUUAUUAUUCCCCUUGUGUUGGUCUUCUACACCUUUGGCAAACUCUUCUGGAAAACAAAAUUAAAGACUCCUUAUGAUGUCCCAUUGAAACCUUUAUUCUUUGACGUCCAACAACGUCCCGAACCUCCUUACCCAAAACUUAAAGGUUGGCAAAAGUUAACUUGGUUAUGGGCUUGA
Candida dubliniensis CD36 is the source of this 1623-nucleotide messenger RNA. RefSeq lists its product as uncharacterized. Gene Ontology annotation, cellular component: membrane. Gene Ontology annotation, molecular function: amino acid transmembrane transporter activity. NCBI's taxonomy places the organism in Eukaryota, Fungi, Ascomycota, Pichiomycetes, Serinales, Debaryomycetaceae. The transcript has 2 exons. The record is from RefSeq and is a predicted model, not a curated record. Gene Ontology annotation, biological process: amino acid transmembrane transport. The coding region runs from base 1 to 1623 and encodes 540 amino acids.